Molecule: messenger RNA, 934 nt
Organism: Symsagittifera roscoffensis
Lineage: Eukaryota; Metazoa; Xenacoelomorpha; Acoela; Convolutidae
Exons: 5
Coding region: 226-867 (213 amino acids)
Molecular function (GO): S-adenosylmethionine-dependent methyltransferase activity
Source: RefSeq, a predicted model, not a curated record
UUUUAGAGAUAAAUAUUGGAUAAUCAGCAAUUGAGGUCAUGUCCUGCAAUCAUCACUAAGAAGUUUGUUAUCGAAUAUUUCGCGCCUCCGCCAUUUUGAAUCCAUUUGAUAAAUUCGCACAGAGAAAAUCAAAUAUCUCUAUACUUUUUCCACCAUCGGGCUGGAAUACACUUGAACCCAAAACAAACUCAACAUUCUAUUGAGGUAAUAUUAGGUGCUUCCGGUAUGACUGAUAGUUGGAAACAAAAUCUGUACACUGCCAAAAGUGCUUCAGAGGAACUUGAAUACUACGAGAAGACAGCCAGAGAGUAUGAAGAUGACUUCUUCAAGAAAAUGAAGUACUCUGGUCCAGAGGCAUGCAUGCAGUCGCUGCUUGAGUGUGAACAAAAACAUGGUUUUCACAUUCCCCGGGACUGUAAAGUGAUUGACGUGGGUGCAGGGACUGGUUUGAGUGGACUGGCCUUGAGAAGAGCAGGGUUCACUGGCCAGAUAGAUGCACUGGAGCCAUCUGAAAACAUGUAUGCUCUGGCGCUUGAGAAAAAUCUGUACACUCAGUGGUACAAAGACCUCAUUUAUCCAGACAAGGAAACGACUGUGCCUGCUGCUUCGUACGAAUUGGUUAUAUCAGUCGGAGUUUUCAAUACGAGAUCCACAACGAGUGGAUGUCUUCCCGAAGUAGUCCGAAUGGCAAAAAGUGGGGGCUACCUCUCCAUCCUGUUCAAUAAACACUAUUGGGACCAAGGAGGAUUCGAAGAUACUCUGAACAGUUUAGUAGACCAGAAGGUGGUAGUGCUUCUCUCUCUCCAGUUCAAAGGGGGCUACUAUGAAGGAAACACUGCAGUUUCAUUCGUGCUGAAAAAACUUUGAAUUGUGAAAUCUCGCCGAAUUUUUGUUUUCUGGUCUAUUUAAUGAUAAUUAAAAUUGAAAACAUCUG